Molecule: messenger RNA, 2879 nt
Organism: Erythranthe guttata (spotted monkey flower)
Lineage: Eukaryota; Viridiplantae; Streptophyta; Magnoliopsida; Lamiales; Phrymaceae
Gene: DIN10
Product: Raffinose synthase family protein
Source: RefSeq, a predicted model, not a curated record
CAAUCCCAAACAAGAUACAGAGGAGAGAGAAAGUCUUUCUAGAGAGAGAAAGGCACACCACCACCAUUAAUCAAUCAUGGUGGUGGUACCUUCUCUCUCAAUUCACAGUUCACGAACACUACCACUUGCUUUCGCCACUAUAAAUACCCCAUUUCUCAACUCAUUUCUUUCAUCCACUUCUCUCCAACUGCGUUCUCUUCCUUUAAUUAAGAACAACAAAUUUCCGUUCAAUUUCAUUUCUCCCAAUCGUUCUUCUUCUUCUUCUUCUUCUUUUCGCCCUAAUUACAUUGUUGCUUAUAAGAGUAGUGAAGCAGAGAGUAAAUCAUCAGAAGCAAUGACGAUCAAGCCAGCAGUGCGGAUCGCAGAGAAGAAGCUCGUCGUGAAGGAGCGGACGAUCCUCACAAACGUCCCGGACAACGUCAUCGCCACCUCCGGCGCGGCGGCGGGGCCCGUCGAGGGGGUGUUCCUCGGCGCCGUCUUCGACGGCGACGCCAGCAACCACGUCGUCUCCCUCGGCACACUCCGCGACGUCCGUUUCCUCUCAUGCUUCCGUUUCAAGCUAUGGUGGAUGGCUCAGAAAAUGGGCGACAAAGGUCGUGACAUCCCACUCGAAACACAGUUCCUCCUCGUCGAAUCUAAGGAAGGCUCCCAGCUCGAAUCAGAUCUCGCCGGCGACGAGGAAAACGGCAUCAUCUACACCGUGUUCCUCCCCUUAAUCGAAGGUCCGUUCAAAGCCUGCCUCCAGGGCAACGAUCGCGACGAGCUCCAGCUCUGCCUCGAGAGCGGCGACCCGCAAACGGUCGGGUCAUCCUUCACACACGCGGUCUACAUCAGCGCCGGAUCCGACCCGUUCGGCACCAUCUACGAAGCUAUCAAAGCCGUCAAACUCCACCUCGGAAACUUCCGCCUCCGCAACGAGAAGAAACUCCCUGGAAUAGUCGACUACUUCGGGUGGUGCACGUGGGACGCAUUCUACCAAGAGGUCACCCAAGAGGGGGUGGAGGCCGGAUUAGAAAGCCUCCAAUCCGGCGGCACCCCGCCUAAGUUCGUCAUCAUCGACGACGGAUGGCAAUCUGUCGGCUCCGACGAACACAAGAAACAACAAGAGCAAGAAAAUCAGGAAAAUCAGGAACCAGGGCAGCCGCAGCUUUUGAGGCUAACGGGCAUCAAGGAAAACGAAAAAUUCCAGAAAAAAGAAGACCCGUCUGUUGGAAUCAAGAACAUAGCCACCAUAGCUAAAGAGAAACACGGGUUGAAAUACGUGUACGUGUGGCACGCGAUUACCGGCUACUGGGGCGGUGUGAAACCCGGUGUUAAGGAAAUGGAGGAGUAUGAAUCGGCUAUGCAGUACCCGAAACUGUCCAAGGGUGUGCUCGAAAACGAACCGGGUUGGAAAACGGAUGCGAUCGCGCUCCAGGGUUUGGGUUUGGUGAACCCGAGGAACGUGUACAAGUUCUACAACGAGCUGCAUAGCUAUUUGGCGAGUGCCGGGAUUGAUGGGGUGAAGGUGGAUGUGCAGUGUAUAUUGGAGACCCUCGGCGGGGGCCUUGGCGGCGGCGUUGAGCUGACUAGGCAGUACCAUCAGGCGCUCGAUGCUUCGGUUGCGAGGAAUUUCCCAGACAAUGGUUGCAUUGCUUGCAUGAGCCACAAUCUCGAAUCGCUUUAUUGCUCGAAACAGACUGCUAUCGUGAGAGCGUCCGACGAUUUCUACCCGCGGGAUCCAGUGUCGCACACGAUCCACAUUGCUUCGGUUGCGUACAACAGUGUGUUUCUUGGAGAGAUCAUGUUGCCCGAUUGGGACAUGUUCCAUUCUCUACAUCCGGCGGCUGAGUACCAUGGAUCCGCUAGGGCUCUUAGCGGUGGACCUGUCUAUGUUAGUGAUAAACCUGGAAAGCACAACUUUGAACUUCUGAGGAAGCUUGUUCUUCCUGACGGUACCAUUCUCCGGGCUCUUUUGCCGGGUCGCCCCACUAAGGAUUGCCUAUUCUCCGACCCUGCCCGUGAUGGUGUUAGUCUGUUGAAGAUAUGGAACAUGAACAAGCACACCGGAGUACUCGGAGUGUACAACUGCCAAGGCGCAGCAUGGAACAGCGUCGAGAGGAAGAACACUUUCCACCAGACUAAAUCCGAAGCAAUCACAGGCCAUGUCAGGGGCAAAGACGUCCACAACAUUUCAGACACCGCCCAAGACCCUAACUGGAACGGGGAAGUCGCCCUAUUCUCCCACAUCAACCGUGAAAUUACCGUUCUGCCUCUCAACGUAGCCAUGCCCAUUUCUCUCAAGGUCCUCGAGCACGAGGUCUUCACAGUCACACCAAUCAAAGCACUAAACCAAGGGCUCAUUAAAUUCGCCCCAUUUGGACUUGUUGACAUGAUCAACGGCGGUGGAGCGAUCGAAGGGCUCCAGUACGACGAUGUCACGCCAUCGGGGGGCGUUUGGUUGGAGGUAAAGGGGUGUGGCCGUUUCGGUGCUUACUUGUCCGCCAAGCCGAGCAAGUGUUCGGUGGGGUCCGCUAGUGUUGACUUUGAAUACAAUUCGGCUUCGGGUUUGGUGACUCUGGAGUUGCUCGAGAUGCCUUCGGAGGAACAGAGAGUUCACAAGAUUGAGAUUGAAUUGUGAAGAUUGUUAUCACCACAUUUAAUGGCUAAGAUUUGAUUUGAGCAUAUGACGAGGGUAUAUUAGAAGAGGAUAAAGAAUAUACUCCUAUGGUCGGGGGGUUUCGACAUUGUAGACGGUAGACUAUUAGUCCCAUAUGUGCUCAGAAAUCGAAAAUCGAAAACCCAAAAUCGCUUGGACCCUCGUGUAAUACAAAAAUAAUGUUAGAUGUAUACCACAACAUUUGUGGAAUUAUGAGUGUCGUUUUAUGUUGUUUGAAUUA